Molecule: messenger RNA, 636 nt
Organism: Penicillium brevicompactum
Lineage: Eukaryota; Fungi; Ascomycota; Eurotiomycetes; Eurotiales; Aspergillaceae
Product: NuoB/complex I 20 kDa subunit family protein
Exons: 2
Coding region: 1-636 (211 amino acids)
Biological process (GO): electron transport coupled proton transport; mitochondrial respiratory chain complex I assembly; aerobic respiration
Molecular function (GO): 4 iron, 4 sulfur cluster binding; NADH dehydrogenase (ubiquinone) activity; quinone binding
Source: RefSeq, a predicted model, not a curated record
AUGUCUUUGAGUGCAUCCCUACAAAGAACGAUCCGUCGGUCGACUACGAAACCAUGGGCACACUGUUUCUCGCCGCAAACCACAGCAACAAAGCGAUACCUCCGCACCGCUCCAGAACAACCCAAGUCCCCAAUCCCACCACCUGCGCUCAAAAAAGAGAAGUCUGGAGAUGCUGGUCAUCUUUUAGCAAAGGCCGACGAACUUGUCAAUUGGGCAAGGCAAGGAUCACUUUGGCCACUGUCAUUUGGAUUGGCUUGUUGUGGAAUCGAGAUGAUGCAUACUUCGAUGCCGCGAUACGAUCAAGACCGGCUCGGUAUCAUUUUCCGCGCCUCACCACGACAGGCAGAUGUUAUGAUCGUGGCUGGUACAGUGGUCAACAAAAUGGCUCCGGCAGUGAGGCAAUUAUAUGAUCAAAUGCCUGAUCCUAAGUGGGUCAUUAGCAUGGGCAGCUGUGCCAACGGCGGAGGUUAUUACCACUACAGCUACAACGUGGUACGGGGAGUGGAUCGCAUUAUACCAGUGGACAUCUAUGUGCCUGGAUGUCCGCCGACUGCAGAGGCUCUCCUUCAAGGAAUUUUCCUUCUCCAAAAGAAGAUGCGCAGAACACAGGUAACGAGGAUGUGGUACAGGCGCUGA